AUGAAUGCCUUAGGACUUAGCGUUACGGAAGCGGCUCAAAAUCAUUAUAAUCUCUUUAAAAACGAAUUAGACCAAGAUAUUAUCCAAAAGGAACUAGAAAUUCCCGAAGAAUUUAUUUAUCAAGAUGAAACUGGUCAAGCGCAGAUAAUUCCCGCCCAUACUUCCCUUACCCGUGAACAAGUAGAAAUAAUAGUUGAAAAAAGCCGAGAGAAAUUAUUAAAAAAAAUUCGCUAUGGUAAAAUAAUACUCAUGGCUGAUGCUGACCCAGAUGGUAGACACAUUGAAUGUUUAGGAUUAAAUUUUUUUAUUCGUUAUUUUCGUUAUUUGAUUGAAGAUUGUCGCUUGCAUUUAGCGGUUACUCCGCUCUAUCAAAAAUAUCGGCAAGAAAAUAAAAAAGUCACCGGUAGUUUACAACGAUUUAAAGGAUUGGGAGAAAUGAACGCCAAACAAUUGCGAGACAUUACCGUUCAAGAUUUAAUGGGUCCGAAAAGCGAACCUCGGAAAAAACUUUUAGAGAGUGGUGAAUAUAAACAUGCCGAGUUAAAGGCAAUUGACAGUAGAGUAGAUAUCAAAGAAGCCUUGCUAGUAAAAUUUUCUGAUUACGGUUAUGAGGUAGUAGAAGAACGGGCUCUAACUCAAUUACAAGACGGUUUAAAACCAGUCCAGCGUUAUAUCCUCUAUGUUUUUUAUAUCUUAGGUUAUUUACCCAAUAAACCCCAUAAAAAGGUACCGGGAGCAAUUGGGGAUAUUAUUAAAUACCAUCCUCAUGGUGACCAAAGUUCAAUCGAUGGUGACUCUGCUGCCGCCUUUCGUUAUACCGAAGCUCGUUUGACUCGUUUUGAACCUGAAGUAUUACCGCCCCACCUUAAUUUGUUACUCAAUGGUUCUAGUGGUAUUGCGGUAGGAAUGAGCGCUAACCUCCCUCCUCACAAUUUAGGAGAAGUAGUUGACUUAACCAUUGAUUUGCUUAAUAACCCGCAACUUAACACCGAAGAAUUAGAAAGGGGGAAAACUACUCAAUGUUUGGCCUGCCAAAGUCCAAAAAUCAAAUUAAAUUACUUUGGACCCGAUUUUCCCACUGGCGGGCAAGUGUUAGAACGAGAGAAAUUUUUAGAAAUCUACGAAAAAGGUGAAUGCCCCAAAGGUAGAGGUACUAUUUACAUUCGGGCCAAAGCCGAAAUUGUUUCCAGCAAGCAAGACAAAGAAAAAAAAGAUCUAAUUAGGAUUGUUGAAUUGCCUUUUAAGGUUAAUAAGUCAAAAGAGCAAGGAAUUAAUGUUGGUAGUAGCGAAGUUGAUGUUAUAUGUAAUCAAAUUUCUAAGAGUAGCCUUGGUGGAUAUCAUGCUAAACUUAGAGUAGAAUUUUAUUGUUUAUUGAGUAAUAUCAUAACUGAGGAAAGUCCGUACUCGCACUUACUGGAAUCAGAUGGUCUAUUAGCCUAUAAAAGUGCCAUAGUGACGAUUACUUGGGAAACCGAGGAAGUGGAACGCCAAGUAAUUGACAACUCGAUUGAUGAAGCAGUUGGUGGUUAUUGUAGUGAGAUCAAAAUAACUCUUUCCGCCGACCAAAAAGAAAUUACAGUGGAAGAUAAUGGUCGGG
Messenger RNA from Funneliformis geosporum, 1597 nucleotides. Lineage: Eukaryota; Fungi; Glomeromycota; Glomeromycetes; Glomerales; Glomeraceae. The record is from the annotation of a GenBank genome assembly.